Botrytis byssoidea is the source of this 1062-nucleotide messenger RNA. RefSeq lists its product as uncharacterized. Gene Ontology annotation, cellular component: nucleus; elongator holoenzyme complex; cytosol. Gene Ontology annotation, biological process: tRNA wobble uridine modification. Bases 1 to 1062 code for a protein of 353 amino acids. Gene Ontology annotation, molecular function: tRNA binding. NCBI's taxonomy places the organism in Eukaryota, Fungi, Ascomycota, Leotiomycetes, Helotiales, Sclerotiniaceae. The record is from RefSeq and is a predicted model, not a curated record. The transcript has 3 exons.
AUGGCGCCCUCACCCCUCCAACAGAGAAGAACGCAUAAUACGCUACUUUUUCAGAAAUUGCUGAAUUUGAGAGAUGGAGCUAGUCCGCUGACGCUGGUAUUGGAUACGUUGGAGCAGAGUGGGAGGUUGGUUGUGAGGGAGUUUUGGAGGAGGGCUUUGAUUUCGAAAUCAAAAGUCAUCUUCAUAUCAUUCUCCACUCUCCAGAAACGUUUACCAUUUACUCCAGAUGUUUUUGUCUCGGCUCACAGUAAACCACUUGCUCAACUUCGUCGAGAGAUCGUAGCACAUUUACCUUCGCCUACAGCUCCUCCUUCAGCCUCUCAACAGAAAAUCCUCCUCAUAAUCGAUAAUCUCCAUCCACUCACAGCUCAUCCAGAGCACCUCUCCCCUUUCCUCUCUUCCCUAAUUAUCCACCCCACAAUCUCCCUGCUCUGUACUCACCACCUCGAUAUUCCUGUCCCCUCCUCAACAACAAAUCCCUACAUCCCCACUCCCCUCACAACUCUCCUCUUCCUUGCCACCGCCAUUAUCACCCCCCAAAACUUCACCCACGAAUUAGCACGUAAACGAGCGCGCGACAAGUCAGCACGCGAACCUGAAUUCGGCACCGCAGAAGGAAAAGAAGGUGUUCUUAUGGGUUUUGGCAAUAACGCUAGUGUCACCAGCGAUGCGAAAAAUGGGGAAAUAGUCCUAAUCCUCGAACUGCGACGGAAAUCCGGGAGAGGAACUCGUGAAAAUUUCAUCUACACACCGCCUUCACAUCAUACCACAUCUCCCACGACAAAAGACAUAGGAAGCAUUCAGCUUCUCGAUGAGCAUCCCGCAUUCGGGGUCCCGGAUAUUUCGGAUGUUGCAAUGGGCAAGGAUGAAGAGGAGGGAAUAGAGGGCGAUGUAACAUUUUCCCUGGGAUUGACCGAGAAACAGAAGAGGGAUAGGGAGAAUGUUGUACUGCCGUAUUUCGACGCGCAGAAAGAGGGAGGGAUUGGGAGUGGUGGAAAGAUUCUCUAUGAGAUGGGGGCGGAGGACAGAGAAGAUUUUGAUGAUGAGGAGGAUGAGAUUUAG